AUGAAUAGUUCCCCACAGGCGGAAGUGUUUGAAGUACCAGCAGAAGUGUUUGAAGCUGCAUAUUGGCUAAGAGUUCAAAGCAACUCUUUGAAGCAAACAAAGGCUUUAGUGUCAGAACUAUCUCUGCAAUUUUAUAAACUUGGAUGGCUUUCAGGUACUGGAGGUAGUGUAACCCUGAAAGUCCAUGAGCAUAAUGUCCCCAAACAGAAUCAAUUCAUAGUCAUGUCUCCUUCAGGUGUACAGAAGGAUAGGAUGUCGCCAGAGGACAUGUAUGUUCUUUCUUCUAGUGGAUCUAUUUUUUCUCCACCUCCUACCAAGUCAUAUCCUAACAACCCUCCAAAAUGUACUGACUGUGCUCCUCUAUUUCUCAAGGUUUAUGAAAUGUGUAAUGCAGGAGCUGUGAUUCACAGUCAUGGAUUGGAUGCUUGCCUUGUGACAAUGAUUAAUUCUUCAUCGAACGAGUUCCGUAUCAGAAACAUGGAGAUGAUAAAGGGUAUUCAAGGGCAUGGUUACCAUGAUGAGCUUGUUGUGCCAAUAAUUGAGAAUGCUCCCAGUGAGGAGAAGCUUGUGGAGUCACUUACGAAAGCGAUCAGAGGUUAUCCAAAGUCAACUGCAGUACUCGUUCGCAGGCAUGGUGUGUUCAUAUGGGGAGACACCUGGAUUAGUGCCAAAACCCAGGCUGAAUGCUACCACUAUCUCUUUGCUGCUGCUAUUAAGCUUCAUCAGUUGGGUCUGCCCUAUUGA
Molecule: messenger RNA, 744 nt
Organism: Coffea eugenioides
Lineage: Eukaryota; Viridiplantae; Streptophyta; Magnoliopsida; Gentianales; Rubiaceae
Product: probable bifunctional methylthioribulose-1-phosphate dehydratase/enolase-phosphatase E1
Exons: 6
Coding region: 1-744 (247 amino acids)
Cellular component (GO): cytoplasm
Molecular function (GO): methylthioribulose 1-phosphate dehydratase activity; metal ion binding
Source: RefSeq, a predicted model, not a curated record